CAGCAUACUGUUCAUCUCGCUCGGUCUUUCCUCAUGCAGAUAGUAAUUCAGACCCCCGACAGCUUCUGUCUAAGCUUCAUUCUAUUGCCUCGCAGCAAAGGCGCAGAAAGUGCUCAUAGCGGGUCGCUGUCCAGAAAUCUGUUAAUUUGACCGCGCGCUGUGCACGGGUGCUCCUGACGGCAGAAGACCCGCAUACAACCCACUUCAUCUCCGCUCGAUAGGCCUCGUCAGGACGCUGCUUCGGCUUGCAUGUGCACCUAAGCCUUUGGUACAAGCAAGACAAUCCAUACACCAAUAGAAACCACAUUGCUGCAUCGCACACCAUGUCAGAUCGCGCCGCAGCCGUCUCGCGGCUCGCAGAGCCUUCCUCGCGCGGCACGCUCUCCUUCGCCUACCGUCGUUCUGUCGUCGCCUUGCAGAACGUCUUCGGCCUCAACCCGACGCCAGCGCAUUCCUCAGAGCAGCCAGAGCGCCAACCUCUGCUGCGGGAUGCGGGCGCAGGCGUUGGCGGAGCUGCAGGCGACUAUGGAAGCACAAGUGGGAAUGACGCUGGCUCUGCGACAGAUGGGUGGGAGAGCAGGAUCCGGAAGCCAAAGACGGCCAUCAGUCCCGUCAGGGUGGAGGCGAAGGUCUGGUUUGCGAACGAGCGGACCUGGAUCGCAUGGCUGCGUGUAUCGCUUUUGAUCGGUUCCUUCGCCUUGGCCAUGUUCAACUCGGCCUCCUACUUCGAGCAUCUGACCGAUCCCGCAACACCUGGCGGCAAUCGCGACCCUCUACCCGGCGGGGAACCCGGUCCGGAGAUGCCUCCACCAGCAUACAGCCGCACAGACGCGCGCUUAAUCCGCAUAUUCGGCGGCGUGUAUGCCAUCAUAGCGAUCCUCACGUUGCUUUGGGGCUUGUUCAGCUACCAGAGAAGAGUCAGCCUGAUCAGAAGGAAAUAUGGUGGUCCUUUGGACGACCUCUAUGGGCCUCCGCUCAUCUGCGCGGCGCUCUUCGUGGCUGUGCUCGUCAAUUUCAUCUUCAAGGUCAAAGAGUAUCAAAAUCAAGGGCAUUAGCUUCGCCUUCCAGGUUCUGUAAUGCCAUGCGCGCCAAAGAGCGAACAUGGAAGAGAAGGAAGGGAUGCCGAUGCGAGUAAGAGGCAGCAAUCCAACACAGCUCUCUCUGGUGACAGCUAGCGAGCAAGAUAAAAUAAAUUUGUGUAUAUCUAUUGUCAAGUACGCACGCAACACCGCCCAAUUAUCACAGUGCCGGGAUCGCUGCAGCCUGUACAUUCUGGUCGUUGAGCUUUCGCCUUGCUCGCCGUCUUGUCCGUCACAGCAGUUCGGCUGUGAGAGGAAGCUGCCACGGUCAGAUGUUCGGACGUCGCAGCUCAUGAUUCGUGAUAG
Molecule: messenger RNA, 1385 nt
Organism: Tilletiaria anomala UBC 951
Lineage: Eukaryota; Fungi; Basidiomycota; Exobasidiomycetes; Georgefischeriales; Tilletiariaceae
Exons: 4
Coding region: 324-1055 (243 amino acids)
Cellular component (GO): vacuolar transporter chaperone complex; fungal-type vacuole membrane
Source: RefSeq, a predicted model, not a curated record